ACAACGCGAACUGAAAUGUUCACUAGAGCGAACGGUGACCGUGAAAAUAUACCCAACGUUGCUAUCCUGAUCACCGACGGUAAUUCGACGAUAAACAUUGAACGGACUAUUCCGGAAGCUCAAGCAGCAAGGCAUAGAGGUAUUCUGCUCUACGCAAUCGGAAUUGGGCUGACCGACACCGAAGAAUUGAACGAGAUUACUGGUUCGGAACAGAAUCGCUAUUUCAUCGACAACUUUGACGAACUCGAACAAAAACUGGAGACGAUAUUCAAAAGUCUUUGCCCCGUGUCGCGGACUACGACAUUAGCCCCGCUAAAAUCUAAGUGCGGCCUGGCGACGGUCGAUGUGGUCAUUAUCAUUGACGCAUCGACAAGUGUCACGGAGGCGAACUUCAAGAAGAUGCUCGACUUCGUCAAAGACAUCGUGCAGUCGGGCGACAUCGAUUCCGGUGACGUUCGCGUUGGCGUCGUCAUCUACAGCACGGAAGUGGAGGUCCAGUUCCAUCUCAACCAGUACACCACGGAGGCAGACGUGGUCGCCGCUAUCGAUAAGAUCCCGUACAUUUACGGCAGCACCAACACUGCGGAUGCGCUGAAGACGAUGCACGAGCAGAUGUUCGUGACGUCACGAGGAGAUCGGCCGGAAGUGGAUAACGUCGCUAUCGUGCUUACUGACGGCGUUUCCAAUAUUAACUCGAGGCGAACGAUCCCGGAAUCGGAAGCUGCGCGAAACAAGGGCAUUGAAGUAUACGUUAUCGGUAUUUCCCUCACUGACAUCCGUGAGGUCGAGGGGAUGGCUUCGAUUCCCAAGACCAAGUACCUGUACAAUGUACAGAAGUUCGAGCAGCUCAAGGGUCUAGAGGAGGACAUAUUUGGAGGUGAACCCGGCACCGAUUGUGGCAAAAAACCUGUUAUGACAACUCCAAAACCAGAACCGAAAUGCGGCCUGUCGAAGGUGGACGCUGUCAUCAUUCUGGACGCCUCGACCAGUGUCACGGAGCCCAACUACAAGAAAAUGCUGAAAUUCUGCAAGGACAUCGUGGAUAAAGCCGACAUCGACAGCGGGAGUGUAAGGAUUGGUGUGGUGAUCUACAGCACAGACGUUGAAAUCCAGUUCCAUCUGAACCAAUACCGAACCGCCGACGAGGUCAAGGCAGCGAUCGACAAAAUUCCAUACAUUUACGGGAGCACGAACUCCGCCGAUGCCCUUAAAACGAUGCACAACACGAUGUUUACGGCGGCAAACGGCGACAGACCCGACGUGGAUAACAUCGCGUUCAUGGUAACGGACGGUGUGUCUAAUAUCAAUAGCAGACGAACAAUACCGGAAGCUGAGGCUGCGAGGAAUAAGGGCAUCAGGGUGUAUGCAAUUGGUAUCGGUCUCUCAGACACGAGGGAGUUGGAUGGCAUGGGCUCGGAACCGAAGUCCGAGAACGUGUUCAAUGUGAAGCAGUUCGACGAACUCAAUGACGUCAUCGAGAAGAUCUUCGGCGGAGAUUCCUCAGCUUGCGCGCCCGACCUCCCACCGGUCGCAAACGCCGGAAGUGACAUAGAGCGGCGAUUCCCAGUGGCGCUUAUUACCCUUGACGGCCGCGCCUCAAGCGACGACAAAGCCGUCGUCAAGUACACGUGGACGCUUCAGGACGGCACGCGGCUUCGAACGUGGAGCACAUCGACUGUAAACCUCGAUAACCAGCCCGUUGGUGUCUAUACCUUUACGUUGACUGUCGAGGACGAGAAAGGGCAGAGUGACAACGACACGGUCAGGGUCACCGUCCUGGCGCAAGAUUUACCGCCUGUCGCCAACGCCGGCUCCGAUAAGACCAUUCAACUUCCAAUCGACGCUGUGCUUCUGGACGGCAGAAACUCAACCGACGACCAGAAAAUCAUCCAGUACCUUUGGCGGCAGACAGGUGGCACUGCGGAUGGUCUAUUUAUAGAAGGGGAGGGCACCCCUCGACUUAUGGUCGAAAAUCUUGUAGAGGGAGAGUACUCGUUUACGCUUACGGUUUUUGACGCGCUCGGGCAGUCUGACGACGACAGUGUUAAUAUUUAUGUGAAAGCGGCUGAUAGACCACCGGUAGCAAAUGCAGGUGACGAUCAACAGGUUCAGUUGCCGGACAAUAACGUCACAUUGGACGGCAGGCGUUCCACCGAUGACGUCGCAGUGGUCAGUUACGCUUGGCGCCUCGUAAACGGCCAAUCCGAUGGCCUGAGGCUGACCGGGAAGGACGCUUCCGUUCUUAAAGUCGGGAACCUGAAAAGUGGACGUUACACCUUCGAGCUGACAGUGUCCGACGGGUCGAGGCAAACUGAUACCGACAUCGUGGACGUAGUCGUUCAAGCGCAAGAUGUUCCACCAAACGCUAACGCCGGUGAUGACAUCACAAUUCAGCUGCCGAGAAAUUACGUUGAACUCAACGGCGGUAGGUCCAGCGACGACGUUAAGAUCGUCGAUUAUUCGUGGGCGUUAACGUCAGGGAAACGUGGCGCUAUGGUCAUGGAGGGGAAUAGAAAAGCCAACGUGAAUGUUCGCAACCUCGAAGAAGGCGCGUACACCUUCACCCUAACCGUCAGAGACGAGCUGGGGCAGACGGACGAUGAUUCAGUGAAUAUUGUCGUCAAAGCGCAAGACAUCCCACCGAAGGCGAACGCAGGUAGUGACGUCACCGUUCAGCUACCAGACGACACGGUAACGCUGGACGGAUCACGUUCCUCCGAUGACGUCGCGAUAGUCAAUUACUCGUGGACACUUCUGGAUGGAGAAGCGGACGGUCUCGGAUUUGAGGGCGAGUUCACCGAAAGACUGACCGUGAAAAACCUGCGACCAGGAAACUACACAUUUUCACUCUCGGUUUACGACGAACUGGGCCAAGUCGACGAUGAUACGGUUGUAGUGAAUGUAAAAGCCCGCGAUUUGCCACCUAUUUCGAACGCCGGAAAUGACGUCACCAUUCAGCUACCAGACGACACGGUCAAGCUUGAUGGCACUCGGUCAUCAGACGAUGUGAAGGUGGUGAGCUAUUUUUGGUCCCUGGAAGAUGGCAACUCUGACGGGCUCGAACUUGAUGGGCUAACAUCAAGUGUGCUCACCGUGAAACGUCUGCGGCAGGGAAAAUAUACGUUCACCUUGACCGUUCAUGAUGACGCAGGGCAGGUCGACAAGAAUGACGUCAUCGUUAACGUAAUAGCGCAAGAUUUUCCUCCCGUGGCGAAUGCGGGCGGCGACGUCAUGAUACAGUUGCCCGUAGAUACGGCUACUUUAAAUGGAUCCCUUUCAACGGACGACGUAAAACUCGUCCGUUACGUUUGGAUGCUAGAACAGGGCGCCGUCGACGGGCUUGUAUUGGCUGGAGACGACACGCCCGUUUUAGAUGUGAAAAAUUUGAAGGAAGGCAUAUAUACGUUUGCCUUGACCGUGUUUGAUCAACUAGGGCAAACAGAUUCUGACAGAGUUAUGGUGAUAGUGUCAGCGAGGGACAAUCUGCCAGUCGCCAAUGCCGGGAGUGACGUAACAAUUCAACUUCCGGUCAACUCGGUGACGCUGGACGGCAGCAGAUCAACGGACGAUAACGGCGUUGCCCGUUACCUGUGGAGUGGCGACCGCCGCGUCCGGCUCGCUGACGUCAACUCAGUGCGUCCGCUGGUGGAAGGGCUAGUAGAGGGGGUGUACCGAUUCAACCUCACGGUGUUCGACGCCUUGGGGCAGGCGGAUGAAGAUUAUGUAGACGUGACGGUUAGAGCUGCUGAUAAGCCGCCGAAUGCUGUCGCCGGCGAAGACAUCGUUAUCACGUUGCCACGAAACUCCGUAACGCUUGACGGAAGUCGAAGCUCCGAUGACGUAGGCAUAGUGCGCUAUCGGUGGCGUCUGAGCGACGGAGACGAGAGAGCCGUGACGAUGAGAGGAGACAGGACAUCGGUUCUGCAGCUCACCGACCUGCGACCGGGCGCUUACACGUUCUCAUUGACCGUCGUCGACGCAAAGGGACAAAAUGACGUCGACAACGUUACUGUUAUUGUACAGCCUGCACCGACAACUCCUCAACCAGCGUGCGGACUUGCCGCCACUGACCUGGUGUUCGUCGUAGACGCGUCCACAAGCGUGACGGAGACAAACUUCCAGAAGCAGCUGUUGUUUAUGAAGUCCAUCGUCGAGUAUGCCGAUAUUGACUCUGGGAGCGUUAGGGUAGGAGCGCUGAUAUACAGCACGGAGGUGGAGGUCCAGUUCUACUUGAACCAGUACACGACCAAGCAAGCCGUCCUGGAGGCUGUGAGCAAGAUCCCCUACAUCUACGGCAGCACCAACACCGCGGACGGACUGAAAGUCAUGAGGGACCAGUUGUUCAGCUUUAGAAACGGCGACAGAGAUGACGCCACGAACGUCGCCAUGGUGAUAACGGACGGUGUCUCCAAUAUCAACUCUCGAAGAACCAUUCCGGAAGCCCAACAGUCACGUGACGUCGGAAUUCACAUUUACGCCAUCGGUAUCGGCCUUACGGAUACCAGGGAACUGGAGGCCAUGGCGUCGGAGCCGUCGGCGUCCAACACGUUCGCCGUCAGCGACUUCACGGAACUGCAGGGCCUGGAGAAGCGCAUCUUCCAGUCCAUUUGUAAAGAAACACCCGCCCCUGCUACCACUACCAUUAUGACCACUACACCAGCUCCAGUAGUAGAAAAGCCGUGCGGACUCGCAAAGACGGAUCUGGUUUUCAUUCUCGACGCCAGCACGAGCGUCACGGACGCCAAUUUCCAGAAGAUGCGAGAUUUCCUUAAGGAAUUCCUCUCCAACGCCGACAUCGACUCUGGUUCCAUUAGAGUCGGCAUUAACCUCUACAGCACCGACGUUGACGUCCAGUUCCAUUUAAACCGGUACACCACAUCUCGUGACGUCAUGGCGGCUGUUGACCGCAUACCGUACAUCUACGGAUCGACCAACACGGCCGACGCGCUGAAGUCGAUGUCCGAGGUUAUGUUCACGCCCGCAAAUGGUGACAGGCCGGACGCCCCGAACGUGUGCAUCCUGUUGACGGACGGCGUGUCGAAUAUUAACAGCCGUCGAACGAUACCGGAAGCGGAAGCAGCCCGAGCCAAGGGCAUCCACCUGUACGUGAUCGGUAUCGCCCUCCAAGACACUCGGGAGGUGGAUGCCAUAGCCACGCCGCCGGCAGCCGACAACAGCUUCCACGUGGAGACCUUCGACCAACUGAAGGGUCUACAUAAGACGAUAUUCAGCGCCUCAUGCCCAGACGACCCACCGAGGGCGAAUGCCGGACCCGACAGAACCGUCCAGCUUCCGGAAGAAUACGUGAUCAUUUCCGGCGACGGCAGCAAGGACGAUAUCGGCAUCGUGAAGUACGAGUGGAGCCAGAUAUACGGCCCCGCCGUCCAGGUCAAUCUGACCAACGACCCGCGGUUGACGCUUCGGGACCUCCAACCCGGAACCUACGUGCUCGAACUCACAGUCACGGACAUGCUCGGACAGGAGGACACCGACAACGUAACACUCGUCGUUGUUGCGCAGGAUGCACCACCCGUUGCGAACGCCGGCGCCGAUCAAACAAUUCAACUUCCAGACAACAGCGUCAAUCUAGACGGUUCUAGAAGCACGGAUGACGUCCGUAUCAUAACGUACCGCUGGAGGUUGACGUCAGGGGAUGACCGCGGUGUGCGUUUGACAGGCGACAGAACGCCAAGGUUGAACGUUAUCGGUUUGAAACAGGGCGAAUACGUUUUCACGCUUACGGUUGAAGACGGAAAAGAACAGUUGUCAACCGACGACGUCAGGAUUAUUGUUCAACCAUCGGACGCGCCACCAGUUGCAAACGCCGGUACAGAUCAGACCAUUCGUCUUCCAAAUAACAACGUCAUUCUAGACGGUUCAAGAAGCACUGACGACGUCAGGAUCAUAACGUACCGCUGGCGGCUUACGUCAGGGGAUGACAGCGGUGUGCGUUUGACGGGCGACAGAACGCCAAGGUUGAACGUUAACGGUUUGAAAGAGGGCGAAUAUGUUUUCCAGCUAACGGUUGAAGACGGAAAGGAACAGUUGUCGAACGACGAGGUCAGGGUGUUUGUGCAAGCAGUUCCUGACGCACCUCCUGUUGCGAACGCGGGCCCAGAUCAGACACUUCAACUUCCGACCAACCGCGCCAUUCUCGAUGGCACUAGAAGCACUGAUGACGUCAGAAUUGUGACGUACAAUUGGAAGCUGAAGUCGGGUGACGAUAGUGGAGUGCGCAUGACAGGCGAUAGAACGCCGAGGCUUAGCGUUGAAGGUCUUAAGGAAGGAGAAUACGUGUUUACGCUCACUGUGUCCGACGGAAAAGAACAGCUGUCGACUGAUGAGGCUAGAAUCGUUGUUCAAGCGGAACCCAACGCGCCGCCGGUAGCGAACGCCGGCCCAGACCAGACCAUCCGUCUGCCAGUGGACAACGUCGUUCUCGACGGAAGCAAAAGCACCGACGACAAACGUAUCGUGACGUACCGCUGGAAGUUAACCACCGGAGACAGCAGAGGCGUGCGUUUGACGGGCGACAGGACGCCGCGAUUGAGCGUUGCCGGCUUGAAAGAGGGAGAAUACGUCUUCCAACUGGAGGUGUCCGACCAAAAUGAGCUUCUCGAUUAUGACGAGGCUAGAGUUGUUGUUCAAAGAGCCCCGCGAGUAACCGGCUAUGAUGUAAUUUUUGUACUGGAUUCUUCGGUAACCCCCGAGCAUUUCCGAUGGAUGAUCAAUUAUACCCGGGAUGCCGUCCGUCAAAUGAACAUUGAUGACGAAGAGUUUAGGGUCGGGUACCUGAUCUACAGCAACACUGGCUAUAAACAGUUUGACCUUAAAGACCAUUUGACGAAGGCAGAUGUUCAGGCGGCCGUUAACAGGGUUGUGUACAGACCAGGCACUAAAAAUACCGCCGCGGCCUUAAAGCAUGUACGUACCAAGAUGUUCACUCCAGAGAACGGGGACCGGGAUUUCGCCAAGAAUUACAUCAUCCAUUUGACCGGAAACGGCACGAGUGAUGACCCCUUCGAGGCUGCAACUGAAGCAUGUACCAUCCAGGGACAGGGGGUCGGAAUGUUUGGCGUCGGAUUCGGCGACGUUCGCAAUCGAGACGAGCUUGACGCGCAGUCCUCUGUGCCCACGUCUGAUUGGGCACUCACGAUCCGAAACGAGGCGGCCAUCGGCGAAACACCCGGACUCAUGUUGUACGGAAUCAAAAAUCGGACGCCAAGACCGUCACAAUGUCCUGAAAAAGCCACCCACGCACCUUCCGAGUGCUUCGCGUCGGCUGACGUCGUCUUCGUUCUCGACUCGAGCGGCUCCGUCGGUCAAGACAACUUCUACCGUCUGCUCAACUUCACCUAUCAGACUGUUGACGGCCUUGACAUUGAUAGCGGACGCUUCAGGGUCGGGGUCACGACCUUUAGUGACACCUCAAGGCUCGAUUUUAACCUGAACGAGUUCAAAAACAAGCGCGACAUCGAGGAUGCACUGACAAAGGUGGUGUACAUGUAUGGAAACACGCACACUGCGCAUGCGCUGCGACGGGCGCGUCUAGAAAUGUUCACUGCCCCGUCUGGUGAUAGACUUGACGUACCAAAUGUCGUUGUGAUUAUCACUGACGGACAGUCGAAUGUCAACCACGAACUUACGAUCCCAGAAGCAAGAAUGCUAAAGGCGGCUGGCGUUUCCAUCAUCACUCUUGCCGUAGGAUUCACAUCGGAGACCAGCGAACUCGUCGGCAUCACGUCUGAGCCUGUCCAGAAAAAUCUCAUUUACAUCGAAAACUAUGAGUCUCUGGGGAAAGUGAAGGAACAACUGAUCUCUCCUCUUUGCACGGAUUCCAACCUGUGCAGCCGUAGCCCGUGCGCUAGAGGUGUCUGCUUGGACGGCAUCCGCUCGUACGUUUGCCAAUGCCCGGACGGCUUUUUUGGCACACAUUGUGAAAAGCAAUGCGGCGAACCGUCCGACGUGGUGAUCGUUCUUGACUCCUCCAACACAGUGGGCCAGUACAACUUCGGUCGCCUCAAGGAGUAUGCGCAGCACCUUGUACGACAGAUGAACAAGGACUCCUGCGAUAUCAAUAUCGGCUUCAUGAAGUACAGUUCUAACGCAAUGGUGCAGGUCCCUCUAGGUCAGUAUGCGGACACCGACACAAACAUCCAAGCUCUCGAUCAGAUAUCCUACAGCCGUGGUAGGGCCAAUAUGGCGGCCGCUUUUAGGGCCAUCAGAACGGAAAUGUUCAACGGCAGACGCGGUGAUCGAACAACCGCGAAAAACAUUGCAUUCGUCUUGACCGACGGCACGAACGAUGUUCAUCGGGAAAUGACGGAACCAGAAGCAGAACUGACGAUCUCCAGUGGAAUAAGAAUUAUCCCGAUUGGUAUCAAUCUUCGUGAGCGAUACGAGCUGGAUAACAUUGCCGAGAAGCAGGGAAUCAACGUUAUCGAAAUCAGAGACGAGAUUGGUCUACUGCAAAGCACUGAUGUUAUUCUCGAUACGCUGCGCAAAGGAAAGGAUUUCUGCUCCGAGAAUCCAUGUAGGAACGGUGGAAGCUGUAAAAACGAGGCGUUUGGAUACACAUGUGAAUGUGCCGUUGGCUUUACUGGGGAUUCCUGCACACAGAGUUGUUCUGCCAAGGGUGACGUUGUGUUUGUGGUUGACACCUCAAGAUAUGUGACGAGGAAGGAGCUGAAGAGUAUUCGCAAGUUCAUGCGUUCAAUUGUGAACCGACUCAAGUUCCACAAGGACGAGUUCAGCAUGGGUAUGGUGCAGUUCACCAACAACGCCCACGUGACCUUGACCUUGGACGAGGGUCACUCGAAGAAGGCCGUCCGCUCUGCGAUUGCUGGAUUAAGAGUACACGGAGGUGACCCUGAGCCCGCCCAAGCCCUCGCCAAGGCCGCAUUCCGCAUCUUCAAGGGCCGCGGGGAGAGCAGAGAGAAGCCUGACUACAUGAUCCUGGUCACCAAGAGCAUGAGGGAUGAAGAGAAGAUCUUGACGGAGGCCAACAAGCUGAAGAUCGACGGCACCAGAAUCCUCGGCGUCGGCAUGGGUCUUACUGCUGACGAACAAGAGUACAUGAAGUCUGUUGUAUCCAUGCCCUUCCGUGACACCGCGAUGUUUACCAACGAGACCACGGAUCUGGAGCUAAUUGCCGACAAGAUCGUGCAGUUCAUGUGCGAGGACGAGAACCUGUGCGCGGAGAACCCGUGCCGAAAUGGCGGCAAGUGCCUCAGAGUGGGUGGAGACUUUUACUGCGAAUGUGGCGUCGGAUACGCUGGAAGAUACUGUGAGAACAAAUGCAACGCACGUGCCGACAUUGUGUUCCUGCUGGACUCUAGUGGAAGUGUCGGCCACGUGGAUUUCCGGAAUGUCAAGCAGUUUGUGACCAGAAUGGUGAGCGACCUCCAGAUUGGUCGAGACGCCUCCAGGAUUGGUCUCGCCACCUACAGCAGCAAGAGCAGGCACGGUUUCUUCAUGAACAAGUACCAGGACCUGUUCCAACUACAGAACGCCAUCGAGGGCAUCAGUUACGAGUACGGUAACACGAACACUGCCGAGGGACUCCGAAUGAUCCGCGAACACUACUUCAACGGGCAAAAUGGGGACCGCAAAGAGAUUCAGGACUUCUUGGUCGUCCUGACCGACGGUGUGUCCAAUGUGAACCCUGACCAGACACUUGUAGAGGCAAAACUGAUGAAAGACAAAGGUGUACAUAUCUACGCCGUCGGCGUCGGUGAUUUUGACUCGACGGAGAUCAAGCGGCAUAGCCAGCAACCCCGCCUCCAAGAACGCCUUCUUGCUGCGUGACUACACCGCCCUCUCCAUACGUAUCGAGCAACAUCGUGCGAGCCACGUGCAGGGACCCCAGCGUAUGUGAAAAUAACCCCUGCAAGAAUGGAGGCAUCUGCGUCCCAGGAAUCAACGGACUGUUCUGUGAAUGCCGCGUUGGCUACCGUGGAGAGUUCUGCAACGAAU
Messenger RNA from Dreissena polymorpha, 9975 nucleotides. RefSeq lists its product as uncharacterized. Lineage: Eukaryota; Metazoa; Mollusca; Bivalvia; Myida; Dreissenidae. Gene Ontology annotation, molecular function: calcium ion binding; protein binding. The record is from RefSeq and is a predicted model, not a curated record. The coding region runs from base 16 to 9807 and encodes 3263 amino acids. The transcript has 58 exons.